Molecule: messenger RNA, 15184 nt
Organism: Pocillopora meandrina
Lineage: Eukaryota; Metazoa; Cnidaria; Anthozoa; Scleractinia; Pocilloporidae
Source: the annotation of a GenBank genome assembly
GCGCAGCAAUGGCCGUCCCUCGUGGUAGUCAAUGAGAACUCUUGACUCUCGAAACAUGUAAAGAAACGCAGUUUGCUCUCAAUUAACACCAUGACGAACAUGCGUUAAGCACAAAAUAAACCAAAGAACAGCAAGCCGACAGUCUUGCCUGAAAGAAUGCCUUCUUCGAACAUCAAACGCAAGAAAAAGCCGGGACCCACGAACUCUCCGACUUCCAACGGAGGUAGUGGAAAUUACACAGAGACGGCAAUGGACGAGUUUCUGGCCCGCCUGAACUUGUACAGAAAGCCAAUCGCGAAGGAUGGCUCCUGUCUUUUUAGAGCAGUGUCAGAGCAAGUAAGUUCCGUCGCUUUGUUUAUUAACAGAAUGAUUUAUUAAAGGCAUUUUAAGGAUUUAACAUAACUGUUGUUAUUCCUAUGUUUGAUCGUCCAUCACCAGCUCUAGAGACGUUCGAAAUUCUGUUUUUCGCCUUCAUCAGUGCUUUAGUGCUUUACCUUCUGACAAUUUUUGAUGUAACUUAUGUUUCUGUUGUUCAACAAACAAACCUUCUCUUGGGAUGGCCUCGUGAUCGAACGCUCAAUCGAUACGAACGCUACGUUAAUCAAAUGUUUCACUUUAUUCUUUCACAUUAACUCAAUUUAUAACAUGUACAUUUAGAAAACUUCCUACGAUAUUUUUUCUCUUAGCAAUUUCUUGUUGCUUUAAUUUGUUAAUGAUGACAGUUUCACUCCAGAAAGAUUUAAGCGUUUAGAGUUAAUGACAGUUAGUGAAUGCACCUACGUAUGUAGAUCUGAAAAUUACUCUGUAAAACGUCAGCUUGCCCGCAUUCGGUAACUAAAAAUGCCAGCAUGCUAUCUUUGUUUACAUGCGAAAUAAAUUGCAGGAGUUCAAGUUAUGUAAAACUUUUAUCCAGUGGAUAAACAUUUGUUUUAGAAGUCUUGCUUUACUUGUCGUUCUUCGGAAAGAGGUAUUAACAAAUGAUCGAUGCUUCUUUUUUUUUUCCUGUUUGUUUUAAGGUCUACAACUGUCAAGCCAAACACCUCCAAGUCCGUAAGGAUUGCAUAGACUUUAUGAGAAGAAACAGGGAGAAGUUUGAAGCGGUAAAGUAUUUUGAAAGUAUUAAGAGUUGUUUACAUAGAAAAAAAAUUCCACAGCAAAGGCAGCUUAGUGUCCAGAGCCCAGUUCUUAAGCAAUCAGUGAGUGUAAAUCUAGGAUUAGAUAUUAAAGUUGCUUUUUAUUUGUCAUCUAACCCUUAAGACACUUAAUUAGAGUAAGUGAAUACUUGACUGUUUAACUUCCAGAAGUGAUUAAACCUUUAACUCCCAAGAUCUCACUAGUAAUUCUCCUUACUGUCUGCCAAACAAUUAUCAUUAUGUUUGUUUGGAGAAUUUGGUACCAGAUCAAUAAGAAAUCUUAUAAUUGAUAUUUUUCUUAAUUCUCAUCACUUGUCUACAUGAUAUUGUGUAGAUAUAGUAAGGAGAAAUUCUGUCUUAAUCACUCACAUGUAACUUCUUCCUAUUACAUUCUUACAUUAUCCAGCAAAUAGGCAAUGAAAAUACUCCAAUUUAUCAGGUAGAAGUUGCGUUCAUGAUCUAACAUCAAAUUCUUGUAAUUUUUGUACAAGGAAAUGUAUAGCAGCUAGAGGGAAGAAUUAAAAAUUAGAUUUUGAGAAACCACUUCUGGAAGUUAUAGGGUUGAAAGCCAUGCAGGGCGUGAAAUUAACUUUUUUUUUCUGAUAGCCACUUGGCUCCUGAAUUCUUCAAAGUGGUAGCUAAUUCAAAAAAAGUUGGUCGCCAUUUUCAAAGACAAACAAAAUCUUUCUUUACGCUGUCAGAAUUCUAGAUAGACCCUCCAAAAUUAAGUUGGGGAAAAGAUCUUUAACGUGCUACAAAGUGGACGCUAGGAUGGUUGAUAUACAACCUUCAGGCUCAUCUAAAUCCAAGAUGGCGUCUAGUUAUCGAUCGAGAUACAUGUGCUACGUUUUGGAAACAAACUAAACGAGGAAGUUUGCCGCGGAUUUAUCUUUGCAAAUUUAUUUAAUUCACUAUAUCUCUUGGUAAGGUUAUGAUGAAAUGUGGCGACUAACUUUCAGGAUUUGGUUGCCAAAGUGAAAAAUUUAGUCGCAUUGGUGCCUGUAUUAGGUGCAAUUUUGUGCCCUGCCAUGAGAUGUCAAGUGCUUGAGCAUGAAACACCAAAAGUAAUGUCAUUGAUACUCUCUGCAGCAUAGUUUGUCGUACUAAUAGCUAUGGUGAUUAUUGUUCUAGCAACCUUGUGAAGUAACACAAUAAUCAUGGACGCUUAUUAUUGAAGCCCUGAUACAUUGAUGUAAUGUUAACCUUCCAACAAUCCUAUGUUUUCAGUUUUUGGAAGGACCAUUUGAUCAUCACUUAUUCAGACUACAAAACCCAAAGGUACAGUACAUGUAAAGUAAUUUGUGAGUUUUCCAACAUAACAAAUUGGAUAAGUGUUGAACUUCAAAAAGGUUUUGCACAGGAGAAACACAAUCAUAAUUGCAAUCAAUACUUAAUCCUUUGCACUGUUAGAUUAGCGUGCAUAUUCUCUGUACCGUUCUAUAUACAUUGCCAAAGGAGCUGAUAAGGAGAAAUUGUCUGACAAUCAAGAGCUUCUUCAUUUUGGUGAUCAUUUCCUUUAUUCUCAUGACCUUAAUGUGUGAUUUAGAGGUGAUAUUGAGAGGAGAAAUUAGAUGCUAGUCAGUCUAAAGGUUCAAGGGUUAAGAGCCGCUGCUUAGGUAAAAUCAAAAUUUUCAAAGACUCAACACUUCAAACCUGCUAAAAAAAAACUUUGUAUACUCAGUCAAAAUUUGUUGGCAUUUAUGAUCUGUGAAACUUUCUUGCCUUCAUUUUCAUCACAGGAAUGGGCAGGACAAGUUGAAAUAAGUGCUCUUUCACUGAUGUAUAAGUAAGUAUUCUGUAUAUAUAGUUGUAUAUACAAAAUAUAGGUACUUGACUCUCAAAUUUGUUGCCUGCUUGUAGAAUCUUUGCAAACUGAGAAUUGAGUUACAAGAGGUGACUGCUAACUUACAUCUGACAAGUGCCUUAGACUACCACUAAAUUGUCUUAACUUCAGUUUUCUGGUAAUAAAAUUUUCUUGUGCUAAAACUUCAUCUGGUAGAACAAAAGACAAUACAACCUGUUAUUGACUUUAUUAGUAUAGAUGAAGCAGACAUAACAGUUUGUUUUAACUUCCAGGAAAGACUUUGUUGUUUAUCAAGACAUCAAUGCAGAACCCACCAAGGUGACUGACAACAAUUUCAAAGACAAGGUAAUUAUCAUGAGUAAGUGGGAUGCUUGUGGUGGACCAUGUUCAUUGUAAUCAGAAAUGGAAUUUAGUCAGUCAUGUGCUUGUGCUUCACACUAAGGUUAAGCCCUGUUGGCUGGGGUUUCUCCUUGGAUGGGUAACUGUUGUUUAAUUUUUUUUCUUGGUUUUAUUUUUUCGAUUUCAUUCCUAUACUUUGAAAAGUCAGCAUUAAAUUUGUUAUUUUCUGCAUAAAUGCGCAUGCAUGUAGAUAAGGACCAGCACAUCCCAUGUUAACACCUCACAGGAUCUUGUUAUAAUUAAAGAACAAUGAAAACUCUGUGAACUGACAGUAGAAUUUCAAUUUAUACAUUUAUGAUCAGUGUUUGCCUUUGCAAACACUCUGCUUUUACAUAAACCCCACCGAUUGGGAGAAGGGUUUAAUCCUAAAUACUACCAUGUAUACUUUACAAAGAUGUAAAUGUAUAUGGAACUUCUGCCUGCCAGCCUGGACUCUUCCUAAGAUUGAAUUGCAGACACAUCAUGAAACUAGUCCCAAGUAUGGUCAUUAAUGUUCUUGGCCAGCAAUAGCGAGUCUUUGGGUUACCUGGCAUGGUGUGAUAAAGUACAUGUUCUCUAGUUUUCAAAUAGGUAUACACAAAAGCAGAUGUGAAAAGUUCACCUUUCAGAUCUUUCACUGUUCACUAUUCUCUUCUACGUGUCCCUUGAUACAAAAUGUAACUUUUUGUCAACUCUGUUUUCAGAUCCUGCUUUGCUAUUCAAAUGGAAACCAUUAUGAUGCUGUUUAUGACAUGAAAUUCCAGAAGAUCGCAGCCAUGUGCCAAUGUAAGUGAACUCAUAAAACUCAGAAGUUACUAGGCUGUAAGUACUUAUAGUAAUUAUAGCCUAUAAAUAAUAGUAAUCACACUUGGAGUGAUAUUAAACCACAAAAAUAAUCACACUUCACUAUGUGACUCCCCGGAUUUAAAAAACAUUUGUUUGCACUGUCUGCCAUACAAUUCUUACAAUUCUAACCCUGAGAAUCCUGCAUGAAAUCAAAGUUUACCCUCUGAUUGUUAUUUGCUUCUAGUCUCAUCACCCUUAUGCUUGAAAAUGUUAUUGAUGUAUUGCAAAGAGAAAUUCAAAUAGUGGUGAAAAGUUUAACCCUUUAACUCCCUUGAGUGACUAAUACAGAAUUUCUCCUCACAAUAUCAAGCAGACAAGUGGUACGAAUAAAGAUAGAUAUCAACAAAAUUAGUUGAUCCAAUACUAAAUUAUCAAGCAUGAUAAGAAUUGAAUGGCAGACAGUAAGGAGAAUUAAGAAAUGAGGUCUUCACUCUAAAUGAGAGUGAAAAGGUUAAGCAAGUAUCUGUGUACCCAGAUGUUGGUUAAGCACAGGGUACUUGUGUAGAACCUCUUGUUAAGAGGCAGGGGCAAUUUUUGUGAAGAUAAAUUUGUCAUAUUUUAUGAUACAAAUCUUGAAUGUGAAUAACAUCCCUCUCUUUGGUGUCAUCUUCCACCAAUUCAGUUUCUGUGACUGUACUUACUAUAAGGUUUUUUUUUUUCUUUAAAUGCUCAUUUAUGGGUCAUGUGAACAUAUAUUAGUGUUUUGUCAAUAAAGGGGGUAAGUUUCUAGAGAAACUAUAGUGCUGCAUGGGUAUUGAGUGUCAUAAGAUGAUUAGGCUUUAUCAACUGAGUUAAUAAUGUAAUUUUGCCACAGUAGAAAGUUUCUACAUCAAGCAUUAGCCCUUUGUCAGAGCAAUAGCCCUUCGUUCUUCCCUCUGGUGAAGAGUGAUUGCUUGAAAUGUCAGCUUUAGAAACUGUUAAUAAUAGCCAAAUUACAUGAUCAGCUCAGUUGACCAAACCAAAUUUUUUUAGUAUUUUGUCAGUUUUUAUUGUUUGCAGUAUUUCUGACUGGUCAGUACCUAUUGACCAUCUUAACAUAUUCUAUUGAUUUUCUUUACUGAAGCUGUGGUAUAUGAGCUCUUGUAUCAGAAUGUGUUUGGAGAGCUGGACAGAAAAUGUGGUUCUAGACAGAAUUCUCCUGGUGAUCUGAACAGCAUGGGAACAACAAACUUCUAUCAGAAUGGCCUUGGAGGUGAAGAGUCUUUCAAAGAGGAUGGAGAAGACAACUCUGGUUGGACAGAGGUUGUUAGAGGAAAAGGUAAAGGUAUGUUGCUGCUGAAGACAUCAAUCUGAAAAUGUAGGAAUUGGAUCUGAUUUAGAAGUUUGCAACUGCUUUAAGGCAAUUUUCUACAUCACAAAGAUGUUGAAAAUUUUUUAGUCUGAAAGCUUUUGUAGAAAAUGGAAAUAUGUGGUUUGAAAAAGGGUUAAUAUUCAGAAAACCUUGCAGCCCUACCCUCAUUGUUCUCCAGAAGCACCAGUAAGUGACAUUUUUAUGAACAACCUGUUUCUGGUGUGCAGGUUUCUUUACUAUAAUAAAAAAAAAAACAGUGAAGUCUUGUCUUGAUCUGAAAUACUCUCAGACUUAAUAUUUUAGCCUAAGCAUAAUUUAUGCCCAUUCACAAAAAGAUUGAUAUUGGGUAAAAGUAGUAAGAAAACAAAUCAGCAAAAGCAAAGGGGAAUACAUUGUAGAUGCUGACAGAAGACACGUAGAUGCCUUUGCCCUUUGGACAGUCUUGUCUGUGCCAGCUGCUGUUAUUUUUUCAAUGGCUGGCCAUUCAGAAAUAUUUGGAGAAUACGGUGUACUCUAACAGAUUGGUGAUUGCUACUGCCCUGGCAACUUUGUAUGGAAUGGUUUGGGAGAAAUUCAUUGCACUACAUAAACUGAGCUGCAUCCUCUCUGUCUCUUUUUUUCAGCAAAAUCUGCUCGGCAGAACAGAGGUUAUGAUCAAGAGGAACCCAGGGACGAGCCAGCAAAACCAAACUUGGAUCAGAAACAUGGAUGGCAAGCUAAGAGGUCUCUAGACAAUGAACUGUACAGGAAUGUCGAGCUAGAAGUGUGGGAGGAUUCUAAAAAUGGUAACUGAAGCUAUUUCAUGCAUUGCUGAAUUUUUCUUUAGGAUGCAGUGUUAGUAUUUUUUGACUGUUGUGUUCUGUGUGCAUGUAGCUAAUUACAUUUGAAAAUUUGUUUAUUCAGCUCAAGAACAGCAGGAUCAGUGUUUUGCAGCAAGUAUUCAGUACCAGCCAGGAGAUAAAUGCUUUGUAAGUAAACUUAAUAUCAUACACUGUAUGAUCUUAUGCAACACUGGAGUGUUUCUCUAAUCUUAGAGAGAGCUGAUAAUGACGUUAUUUAAGUGUCUUUCCUUUGUGUGUGUGUGUGUGUGUAAUUUAGGCAUGGUUGGGGCCACCAGAAGCUCCAGACAAAGUUUAUGAGGCCUUGGUCGUCUUUAUCCUUCCACUCCAAGCAAGAAUUGAGGUGAGUUGAUUACUAUCUUCAACCUGGAGCAAAGAGGUCUUCUAAGGUGAAAAGGUUUCACAUUUCAUCUAUCUAUUUUUCUUUUUGAUAUUUUCAAUGUUUCCAAGUUAUGUACUUUUUUUUAGCAGUUGCCUGUAGUUCAUUACAUUGUAUAACUCUUCUUAUUUAUUUUAAAAACCUUUUAAUCAUCAUUUAUUUUCCAGGUGAAGGUUCCAGAGCUUCAAAAUAAACGGUACCCAUUUUAAAUUAUUUCAUUGUUUACUUAAUUUUGUUUUGAUCAAUUUCUGUGGUCUUGCGAGGGUUCUUUCUUAAUACUAGUAAUUCUGAAAAAUACCAUUUUCUUUAUUUCCCAAACACUGAUUGUGAGAAGAUGACUCAGACUAAAGUGUAUCCCUUUGUGCAUAUGUAGAUUUUAAAUAGAAUACGGAUUAAGUGGGAUCAGAAAAGUAUGGUUAUUUAUUGUGUUGUCUAAGAAUUAUGAUAAUUUGUCUGAAACAAAGGUUAUACAAAUUGAACGACAGGUAUUUUAAAAUACUUUUGUGUUAACCUUCUAACUCCCCUGAGUGACCAAGACAGAAUUUCUCCCUAUAAUAUCUCUAAAAUCAACCAGAUGAGUAAUGAGAAUAAAGAAAAAUAUCAAUUUGGGGAUAAUAAGGUAAUUCAAUAUUAAAUUCUCUGAGCUAACAUUAAAAGAAUUGCAUGGUUGACAGUAACAAGUAUUACAAAUCUGAUCUGGGAAUUAAAGGGUUAAGGUAACUUAAAACUUGAAUAUAAUUAUAUAUAUAUAUAUGACAGGUGGUUAGUUAUCAGUCACUCACUUGCAUGUCUUUAUUUGCCUGUAAACUUUUUCUUUCCUUUAUUUAUUUUUUGGUUUCAUUUUUGUCAGUUUUAUCAUUCCUCUGGAAAACUUGAAGCCCUCUGAUAAUCAACAAGGUAAGUAAAAACAAACAUAGUGUCCUGACUAAGGACUUUGUGUCCAUGUAAUAUACACCAUGUGUGUGGGGAAAGAUGGGAAAAUUGGCACUAGAAUCAAAAUUUUCUUUCAUCAGGAUCAGGAAUGAAAUCCUGAUUUGUGUUUUUUCUUUCUCCAGAGUUGAGUUACAGAGAUUUAACUGGCUACUACAAAAAAUCUGAAUCCGGAGGUCCCUCUUAUGUUGAUGGUGUGUUUGCCCCACAAUUAAUUCUUUUUUGUAGCAUUUUAUUUUCUGCUUGACUUGCUUUGAAAUUUACAAUUUGUGGGGAACUGUACUUGUGGAUCAAUGAUUAAACAAUAUUUUGUAGUAUGAUUUAACUUAGAAUUGCUGUACUGAUCUCUAUAGGUUUGCGAGAUGAUGGGAAACGAGGAAGGAGAAGGAACAUUCAAGGAAGAACCCAGAGAGGAUACAAGGUCAGGAGAGCAACACCAUGUACAUGAAUUGGAUCUUUUUUUUUAUCAUUUGUUUUGUUUAAUUUUAUUAAUGUUAUCUUCAUCUGAUUCCAUCCCUCCAAAUGUACCUGAUGCAUCCCAACUUGGAUCUAUAUUUUCAUGUUGCUAAAAUUACAUUGUGUUGAUUGAACUGAUCAUUCUUCAUUAAGGGUGACAACUGCAUUUUCUACAUACCAUAUUUUAUUGGUUAUUAGCUGAGCCUGGCCCUAGACUUUUAACUCUUAAACUUGAGACAAUCGUCUUCAAACAUAAACGCAAAACAUUCAGCUAUAAGCCGAGACCCAUUCUUAAAACGUAUAAGAGAUGUGAAAAAUUUUCAAUCACAUUAAGCUUUUAAAAUCUGUUAAAAUGAAAUGCUGUAAAGAACAGGUUAAUUAUCCUACGGUAUAUAGUUACUCACUUGGUUAUUUGUGUUUUGUUUUACAGAGUGACGAACACAGCGAAGAUGCAGCAGGUCGGAAGGGUUUUCAGGUAAGAUAUCUUUUAUUAAAAUAAAUACUGAAUUGUACACAAACUUGAGUCACUUAAGCAUCCUUAAGAAUUUUCUUAACUCCUUAAACUAUAGGAGUGACUAGCAUCUAAUUCCUCCUUAAAGUAAUACUGUUGAAGAAUUCCUUAAGAUUAUGAGAAUAAAAGAAAUGAUUGCCAACCUAAGAAGCUCUUAUUGUUAGACCAAUUCUCUUCCUCAGUUCCAAAGGAAAUAUAUGGAUGAGAGUAUGGAGAAUUUGGAGACUGAUGUUGGGGUGUAAAUUGUUAAGUGUGAGAAAAUCUUUGAAAAGAAAGACAUUUUUUUGUGAGUUUGAGCCAAAUAUGAAAUCUGGGUCACCUAGAAGGAUUAGAGGGAACUUUUCUUGUUCACGAUCUGAUGCUUUUCCAUGGUGGGGCUGAGCCUCAUCUCUCUGAUCUGUCUGUCUUGUUUGUCCCUGGUUGGUAACAAAAUGUGUAACAUCUUUUCUUAUUUGAGAACCAAGUUCUAAGUUAACAACUUCCCUAUAAACUCACCUAAAAGUAGAGCACUUUUUAUCGAGUUUUGUCAAACCAAAAUUUUAGAAAUCAUGAGUGCCAAUCUGUACAGAGGAAAAUAUUACAUUGAGCCGGUGGGAAUUGAAAGUAAAUACAAGCAAAUUGCUUGAAGCGGGGGAAAUCGAGGGUGACGAUGUGGUUGGUUUUAGUUUUGCAUCUGAUUGGUUGAGGGGUGGUGCGAGUUUUCUGGACCAAUCAUAGAGCGUAAUGCAGAAAUCUAAUGCACCCUCGCAUUAUUUUUGACACUCCUGAAAAUCGCUACAGUAGUUUGUUAGGGUCAAGGUCCUUAAUAAGAGAAGAAUGAAUGAACGCAGAGGAAGAAUGAAGACCAGUAACCUUGGUUUUGUCUUAUUUUAGGAUGACACCUUUCCCAGACCAAGAGGUGGCCCAGGACCACGUGGGAGGAUGAGAGGGCGUGGCCGCUUCCAAAGGGGAAGAGACGAGAAACAGCUUCAAAAGGAGGAAGAUGAAGCAAAACAGAUAGCAGUGAGUGUACUGAGCUUCAUCUCGUAAUGGUAUUCAACUAGAUAACCUUAAAAUGUUACUUACCAGUGUCUAAAAAGUUGUCUGUUGUUGGUAGCUUUACAGGUGACGUUAAUUCCUCGUAUUUAAUUGUCAAUCGUUUGUUUUCCUCUCCAAGGAACAAGCUAAGUUGGCGGAAUUACAAGGAAAGGACCCAGCGGCCUUCCCUGCUCUACCAGUGAGUGCUACUUCUUGUAAAUAGUCGGUUAAAAGCAAACACCAUCCACCCUUUGACCCGUGAGGGUGACUAAUAUCUAAUUUCUCUUUACGGUAUUACCUCCCCCCCUUCCUCCGUCCCCCUCCCUCCGAGUUAGACCUUACUGUGUCACGAGAAUGUAGGAAACGAUCACUGACUAAUUAAGCUUUUGAUUGUUUCACAAAUUCUUCUUGUCAACAACUUAAAAAAUGUGUAGAGGACAGUUUGGAGAAUAUGCAUACUGAUAUCAGGUUGUCAGGGGUUAUGAGAGGUUUUUUUCUUUAAUUUAUACUGUAAUGGGGACAUCAGUGGUAGACGCAGAGCCCGAACUGUUUGUCUGUUGGGGCUAUGGUUUCGCACCUUUUAUUUAAUGAUAGCUUUAUUUUGCUUGCUGUAAUAGAUUUUAGGGGUUUCCUUUCACUGCAAAAAUCAACUCUUUGGAUUUUAGUUGAUCUUACCAAACGAUCAUUGGAAGAAGAACCAUUUCGAGUUUUGCAAAAAACAUUUUUCCCCGUUUUGAUUUCGUUAGACCCAGCAAGCUGAAGAGCGGACCCCUUCAUCUGAAGCUGCACCUGAUCAAACCCCUGCAGAGUUCUGGAGCCGCUUGAAAAACAAUCAGCUGAAGCCUACCGGUCCACCCAAAGAAAACCAUGUCAGCACAGAAAACAAACCUCCAAGUGUCUUGACGGUUAGUCAGCACCAGUCACAUGGCGAGAAAGAACUGGAAACUGAGAAAGAGAGAUUUCUGGCCAAAGAAGUGAAAACACCUGUGGCUCUGGAUAGUGAGAGUGCAACUAAAACGGAGAGUUCGUCUCUUGAAACAAGCAGUGUUCUUGGUCCUUUGGAGAAUGCAAAGAAGGAACAAAGUGAUACUCAGAAACAACCUUUGCCUGUAGAAAAGGAACUUUUGAAAGGCAAGAUAGACCUUCCGAAGGGGCGUCCAUUGAAUGAAUUUAAACAGCACACUACAGCAUCUUCGUCAGAUCUGGAAAGUGUUCCACAAACGUCCAACAUGGAAGAAAAUAAAUUAAUGGAUUCUGCUGAGAUAAAGAGCGUUUGGAUAAAAGAUUCAAAUGAAAGGAAAGACGUAAAAACGCAGGAUAAAACUCCCGACAGUAGCGCCAAACUAUUGGAACAAGAAACAAAAAAGACAGAAGAGCUCGUUGCGAAGCCGCAAGGAACGCGAGGAGUGAUUCGUGUGUCCAAUGUCAGUAACAAAUCAAAGCAGGCCAUGGUCAGUGAACAUCAGGAGGAAGCCUCGAAGGAGGAUGGUAAUUUGUUCAGAAAAGAGGACUCUAUUCCUAAAGACACACCGAACCUCAAAUCAGCGCUGGCAGGAGAAGGUUCUGCAUCGACCUCUCCUGAGAAAAAGACUGUGACCUUUGCCGAGCCCCUUAAUGGAGGCGGUGAAAUUAAAGUUCUGCAUUUAGCUGGUAGAGAUGGAAAGAGAGAUGUGGUUGCUCCGCCAACUCUAGGUAUAGUCCUUGUGUUUGUGUCGUACGUGUUCGUGUUGCACAGCGCCUUUUAAUGGAACCCAGCUUUGUUCCUAACAAGAGAACAAAAAAUAUUCCCUUGUCCUUUGCUUUUGUUGCCAUUUUCAGGGAGAAACGCCUAUGAAAGGAAAACUUUCAUGGAGGGGGGGUGGUGGUGGUGGUGGGUGGGUGGGCAAUGAAGUUUGACCUCUUUUAGAUGAUAGACCAAGUUAGCCAUGAUAUUGAAUUAAAAUGUUCCUGAUGACACUCACUGAUAGCUUCAUUAUUUUGUUUCAGUUUCCGUUGUGAUGAAACCUCCUCCUUCAGAUAUUGCAGAGAAUUUGCCAGUUCCCCACGUGCCUGUAAGUGUAGUUAAUUCUCGUGUAAGAAUUAUUUACUGCGAUCUACUGUAUGUGUGUGUUCUGCAUACUAUUGUUAUCAAACUGAAUUUAUGCGCUUGUGAACUCAAAUUUAAAUCCUAUACAAUGACGGAUUUUGCAUGUCUGAAAUGAGCUAUUAUGUUGCCAGUCUCCUUCACGCGCAGCCGUCGUUUGAGCUUGUCACGCAACACCUUGUCUUUCAUGUUCCGUGACAAGCUCAAACAACCGCCUGGAAAGAGGUCAGUGUCGUGCAUAAAUCUGAUGUUAGUGCUGCGCUAGAUUUGUUGUAGUUCUCCUCUUAACAGUUAAUUUACUCUUGUCAACCGGUUUUAUUUCUCAGGCUAACAAAGCUGACAAAAACACGAGCGAAGACGAAGCCACGAAUCCCCAAGCCUCCAUACCCACCCUCGACAGUAACACUCAACAACAGUCCCCCACCCCCUCCCCCGCCCCUGUAGACACCAACCAGAGCAAUGAAGGAGCAGACCCUGUGCCGUCCAGCUCCCCGUCAGUUGCACAACAGCAUCAAUCGUAUAUUCAGCUGCCGUUCCUACCCGUUAUGUUCCAACAGCUGCCGAACAUGACCAGCCAUCCACGCAUGCCUCAAGGGAUAUCGAUGGAAAGCGACGGUUCCGAUUUGCCCGAUGGUAAGUUGUUUUGUCACUCUCUUGACCUGGCUAAUCUGAAUCAAGAUAUUCAGUGAUCGUUGGUCUAUGGCGUCGGUUCUUUGGACCUAGCACUGUCUAACCUACAGCUGACUAGCUCAGGGCCUCUUCUUAUUGGCCAGCGUAGCGGUUUCUGACUUAUCACCUCACCACUCUCUCCUUAAAUAUGAAUGAGGAGGCAAAUUGUUGAAUAACUGUAAAUUUACGUUUAACCCUUUAACUCCCAAGACCUCAUUGGUAAUUCUCCUUACUGUCUGCCAUACAAUUCUUAUGAUGUCAAUUUGGAGAAUUUGGUAUUGGAUCAACCAAUAAUCCCCCAAUUGAUCGUUUACUUUAUUCUCAUCACUUGUCUGCUUGAUAUUGUAUUGAUAUUGUAAGGAGAAAUUCUGUCUUGGUCACUCAUGGGAGUUGAAGGGUUAAGGCGCUCAGCUUUUGCCAGCUCGAUUAGCAGGUAACCUCUAAAUAUUUACUUAUCAGAGUAGAUAUUUCCGUAAAUACGAAGCUAACUCAAGUAGGGUUCGUCGAACGCACUCACAAAGAUGCUUACGGUGUACCUUUUUUAUUUUCCAGACCCUAACACUCUCCGAUAUUUCUUCAACCUUGGAUUUCAGGUAAAGCUUAAACUGUUCGAUAACACCCAAAACUCUCACCAGUUGUCGUCGCACUUUGCUCGACCAGUUUCCCAUGCAUGUAGUUUGAUUUUUUACCUAACUUUCCACCAUUGCGACGCUUAUCCUCGGUAGCGCGAUGGGAAAGAGUCUGGGAUAGACUACAAUCCUUCUCAGUGCAGUGAAACACUGUAAUUUUCUUAAACAUCGAUUUUUGUCAAAAAAAGUUUUUUCCGAGACUGAUAGUCUUACACCCUCAUUUCCUUCUCCCAAGACUCUUAUCAACUCCCCCGACUUUUCGAUAGAUACAGUCGUGUCCCGAUAACUUGAACCCUCGGAAACACGAACAAAGAUCGAUUUCCGUCGUGUACUGCAUUUUUUACCCUCGGUAACUCGAACUCUCGAUAACUCGAACCUUCCGCGUAGUCGAAACAAUUUUCGUUUUCCCUCAGGUCACUCUCUUUAUAUUUUACCCUCGAUAACUCGAACCACGUCUGUCAAUGCAUGACAAAUUAAAACAAUGUACUACAGUCCAAAACAUUCGUUUUAAUUUAUUUUGAGGCAGCCUUGUUAUCUGUGCCCUAUUUUGCAAUACACAUAACGUGUCAGUUUAGUUUAGAUUUUUUCAGUCAAUGGUACAUUAACACCAGUGCCUGUACAAUGGUUGACUCAAACCUUUAUAGCUCCCUUUGAAGGUUCAAGUUAUCGGGAGUUGACUAUAGAUCAUAAUUUAGCCAAUACUUAAGUCGAGAGGAGAUUUCUUUGAUUAACUUGUUGUCCAUAUUGCAGUACCAUGUCCACAUGUGCAAUCAGCAAUGGACCAACCAAAACAUGAUGUAUUAUCCGUCAUUCUACCAGAUGCCUUCCCAGGAUCACAUGGGGGUGCAUCCCGCGGUUUCAAUGCCACAGCCUGGUAACCCUGGGGUACCACAAGUUAUUUAUCAGGCUCAGCAAAUGCAGGUGAAUAAGUCAGUAAUGCGAGUUUGGUCAAUGCUGUCUUGCAUUUUGUACAUACUGAUGGGGUUCUUUAACAACUGAUAGUAAUACAUUUUGCUUGUGUCUGUCUUCUUAAAUGCACAGGGCUACCACCCCCCUCAAAUUCAGCCAGUUGUGCAAGAGGGCACAAGUUUUUCUGACCGUAAUUCUUUGGACAGAAGCAGUCCCGGGCAGACACAGCAACAACAAACUCAGCAGCAGCAACAACAACCGCAGCAACAACAAGUUUUGCACCAAGGCCCGCCGUUCGUACCCAACCAGCACCAUCCCACACCCUGGCGAGGGGCUCAAUCGAUCACUCGGUAUGGCCAGGGGAAACAUAUGCACAUGGGUGGAUACAACACACCGCUGCAAAACCAACAGAAUCCUCGCGGGCCUAUGCAACAAGGAGCCGGAAACCCUAAGCCGUAUCACAAAAGUAAGAAACAUCAGAAGCAUCGCAACGAUCAGUUUCUCUUCGGCGGAGCGCAGUCACAGCAUGCGCAGAAUCAAGGCCAACCUAUGCAUGGUGCGCAUGCUUUUCAAACUGCUGCCCAGCCCGCUAGCUCGUCUUCCAAUGCCUUUUACAUGCCAGGAAGCGACCAUGCCGCUGGAAAGGGGUCUGGAGACUAUCAUUAUCAUGGUAACCAACAAUUUAUGAACUAUCACGGCAAUGUCUCUUCAAGCAUGACACAAGCGCCGCAUUCCGCUGGUAACACGCGGGCGCAGCAAUUUUCUUAAAGCGGAACAGGAUUGAAAUUGUCUAUUGAAGGCCUAUGUCUCGGAUAAAGACUGUCUUGUGAUGGUAGCUGAAAAGCUAACGGAAUGGUUUUGAUAUGUAAUUUAAAAGUGUCUUUGACAGUGAGGAGCUGGAGGAAAAAAAUACCUACGACGACCUUAAGUUUCAAUAUGGCUCUCUUUUCGCCGCAAUGUAGCAGCAAUGUCGAUUAAGCCCUGUCAUUACAAUGCGCACAAAAUGCCGUUGUUUUAAUUAUAAUGCUGAACAGAGCUGUUUCGUGGGCCCAAUAUGACAGCUGUGUUGGCGUAGUGCGCGAACAAUAGUGGAAAAGUAAAGGUUUUGUAUUGGGCCAACCGUACGGGUGGAUUGUGGUAAUAUGGCUGCCUUACUGUCCUAGACACUUCGUUUUCAUGUUUUGUUUAGCGUUAUGUUUAUUGUAGUUGUGGUGUUUUGUGUUAGGGAAUAGCCAAAUAAAAAUGUGACGCGACGGAAUGCUUUGUCGUUUACUUUUGUUUGGGUUCAUGAACACGCAACAGUGGAUGCC